AUGACGGCCGCACACCUUUCUUCCCGGACGCUGUCCAAACAGCUUCUAGCCAGGUCGACUGGGGCGUUCACGCGACCUUUUGCAACCAACUCUCUUCUACGCGUUAAUUGCAGCUGCACCCCCAACAAUGAACCUUCCGACCAUCGCCGCGGCUACGUAAUCCUCUCAUCGAUCUCGAAAGUAGUUAGAUCAUACGCGACAGCUGCAGGGAAGCCUGUGAGCAAGCCAAAGGCUCACACUGGACGCGUACCUGCGAAGUCAAAGCGCACUGCGAUCACAACCCCCCGAAAAGCAAAAUCAGCAAAGAAGUCCACCAAAAGAGCCAAAAAGAACACUGUCAAGAAGACCAAGCCGAAAGGUAGAAAGCCACCUAGCAAAUCUGCUCUCCUCCAGAAAGCACGAAAAGAACAAGCCGAGUUGCGUGCCACAGCUUUACUCGAUGAACCAAAACUGCUUCCUGAGACAGCGUGGACACUAGUAUUUGCGGAGGAAGCAAAGAAACAUGGAGAUGUCAAGAGCAAAGCUGCUGCCGCCGCUGACAAGUACAAGAAUUUGUCAGCUGAAGAGCGCGAGCGAUACAAUCACGAAGCCAAUGCGAACAAAGAGAAGAAUGCACAGGCAUACAAGCAAUGGGUUCAGAGUUACACUCCACUUGAGAUCAAGAAUGCCAACACUGCUCGACGUCAACUCCAGCGAAAAGCCAAAGCGGAUGGAAAGAAGACCACGUACUCGGGUAUCAAGGACGACCGAACGGUGAAACUUCCAGUGACAGCCUAUGCCUACUUUUUCCAAAAUCGUCAUGCAUCUGGCGACUUCAAAGGAGUAUCCAUUGGAGAGAUAGGGAAAUUGGUUGGUCAGGAGUGGAAGAGCCUGUCAUCCUCUGAAAAGCAGAUAUACAAUGACAAGGCCGACUCGGACAGAAAUCGAUACGUGGAAGAAUAUAAAACUGUGUACGGCAUCGACGCUCCUCGUGUCAGAUCUAGAGCAACAUAA
Messenger RNA from Rhinocladiella mackenziei CBS 650.93, 993 nucleotides. RefSeq lists its product as uncharacterized. The record is from RefSeq and is a predicted model, not a curated record. The coding region runs from base 1 to 993 and encodes 330 amino acids. NCBI's taxonomy places the organism in Eukaryota, Fungi, Ascomycota, Eurotiomycetes, Chaetothyriales, Herpotrichiellaceae. The transcript has 3 exons.